Molecule: messenger RNA, 759 nt
Organism: Thlaspi arvense
Lineage: Eukaryota; Viridiplantae; Streptophyta; Magnoliopsida; Brassicales; Brassicaceae
Source: the annotation of a GenBank genome assembly
AUGAGCCGGGCAUUGUUCAGAAACGUCUUCGCGGACACCUUCUGGCUCAUACGGCGUAACGCGGCGGCGGAACUUACUUCCGACGUUAGGCGAUUGCAAUCGAGGCCUUAUAUCCGCUCGAAUCAGCUUCUCGUGAGAGCAAAGGAAACAGGAAUCUCACCUUCUUUGGGUUUCUGUUCAUCAUCUUCUCCUUCCUCGUCGUUUGCGUCGGUGGGUUUUGUCGGAUGGUAUCUCGGUAUGGUGAAAUCACGCCCCGUUUUCACGAAAAGUGUCACUUGCUCUCUUAUUUACAUCGCCGCCGAUUUGUCCUCUCAGACGAUUUCGAAAAGUUCUUCGGAGUCUUAUGAUUUGGUGAGGACAGCAAGGAUGGCAGGAUAUGGUUUACUUAUCUUGGGUCCAACACUUCACUAUUGGUUCAAUUUCAUGUCAAGACUCUUCCCCAAACAAGAUUUGAUCACAACGUUUAAGAAAAUGGCCAUGGGACAAACGAUCUAUGGGCCUACCAUGACCGUGAUCUUCUUCUCGUUGAAUGCAUCCUUACAGGGCGAAAGCGGUUCAGAGAUCCUCGCCAGAUUGAAAAGAGAUGUAAUCCCUGCGAUGUUUAACGGUGUCAUGUACUGGCCUUUAUGUGAUUUCAUAACAUUCAGAUUCUUCCCCGUUCAUUUACAGCCUCUUGUAAGCAACUCGUUUUCGUAUGUAUGGACAAUCUACAUGACUUACAUGGCAAACCGUAAAAAACCAGACGCCAUUUCAAGCUGA